Molecule: messenger RNA, 741 nt
Organism: Paramecium primaurelia
Lineage: Eukaryota; Ciliophora; Oligohymenophorea; Peniculida; Parameciidae
Source: the annotation of a GenBank genome assembly
AUGAAUAUUUUAAGUUUAUAUCAAUCAAGAGAAAUUCUCUUUUAUAAAACAGCUUUACCAUUUUUAAAUUAAACAGAUCUAAAUGAAUAUUAUAGUAUUGCAUAAUAAGGAUUAAAAGGAUUGGAAAAUUAUAUAGAUAAAUAAUGGAUAAUUUAAACUAAUAAUUAUUUCUUUGAUUCAGAUUUUUUUAAUCUUUUGAAUAGGUUUAGUGAUGGAAAUUUAUGUGAAGAGUUAUAUGUAAUUAUAAUUUUAAUUUAAAUUAGUUAAUAGAUUAAUCUAUGAAUAUUUGUAAUAAUACUCUUGGUGGUGUUUUAUAAAAAGGUAUAUCAUCUGCUUUGGUUGAUAUUAAGAAUUAGAUAAAGACUGAAUUUGAAUUAACUAAUUUUACAAAUAGAACAAAUUUCCCAAUUUUAGAAUUAGAAGGAAUUUCUAUUUUGAGUUAUGGUUUAUAAUACUUAAUUGAAAAAUUUAAUGAAGAUUUAUCUUCUUAUAAUACUUAAGUAGAAACCAAUUAUAAUGUAAGAUAUAUAAUAAUAUAUAAUUUAGAUUACUAUGAUAAUUUGUUUAUGUAUUUCAUUAUUAAAUGGAUUAUUGUUAUUAAAAUUUGAUUAGAUAAUUUAAUUGAGAAAUUAUAUAUUAUUGACUAAAUUUAUUUUUUCUGUUCCUUUGGCAUCAAUUUUAUUUGAUGACAACUUUUUAAGGAACACAAGAAGUUAUUUUGUGAAUGAAAGAUUGAUAUGA